Messenger RNA from Aspergillus luchuensis, 2199 nucleotides. Its product is annotated as CCCH zinc finger and RRM domain protein. The coding region runs from base 1 to 2199 and encodes 732 amino acids. NCBI's taxonomy places the organism in Eukaryota, Fungi, Ascomycota, Eurotiomycetes, Eurotiales, Aspergillaceae. Gene Ontology annotation, molecular function: metal ion binding; RNA binding. The transcript has 5 exons. Gene Ontology annotation, biological process: mRNA processing. The record is from RefSeq and is a predicted model, not a curated record. Gene Ontology annotation, cellular component: nucleus.
AUGCAGCUCACUGAGGAUCAAGCGACUGAGGUGAAGUCGUGGGUAGUGAGGAAACUGGAAGAUAUAUCGGAUGCCGAUUCUGACGUGCUCGCCGAUUAUGUCCUGGCGCUUAUCCGAACAGAUGCCCCGGACGAGGAGAUCCGGAAGGCUUCGGUGGACAACCUGGAAGACUUCUUGAGAGAACACACCGUUCAGUUUGUCGAUGAACUCUUCACAACGUUUGCGCCCAAGCCGCAGCCCGUUCAAACCGCCGCGAUGUCCCAUGAUGGUGCUGCAGGAUCAGCUUCGGAACAGCAGCAGGCCUUUGGAGCUCCCUCCGGCCCAGCAAAUGGCCCUUACGGCAUUCCACAGUCGCAAGCUGAUGGCUCCAAUUUCAAUCGCAAGCGUAACUACCACGAGGGAUUCCAGGCCGAUCAGGAGCGCGACGAUGGACCCCACCAUCGCACAUACAAGACCCCUCGCCGGGGACGUGGCGGUGGCCGGGGAGAUUGGAUGGGUAGGGACGGCGGCCGCGCAGGACCGGCUGGUCCGGGACAGUUCCAUCCUGGUGCAGCGGGAUUCCCAGUGAUGCCUCCUGCGUUCCCCGGCUUUGACCAGAAUGAUCCGAUGGCAGCGAUGAUGGCUCUACAGAGCAUGGGCUUCCCUCAGAUGCCGGGCAUGCCUCCGAUGCCGAUACCACCCCCGGGCGCCGGUGCCGGCCAGCAGCCGGACAAGAUGGGACCCAAGAGUUCGGAGCGGUGUCCGUUCUACGAGACCCAGGGUAUCUGCUACCUUGGCGCUACAUGCCCCUACCAGCACGAUGCCAUGCCAGGGUCCUCCAAGGAAGAUGAAUACGAUCCAAAGUCCUCCAACCUCAUUACCGACUUCCAAAGGCGCACGGAUACACCUAUGCGAGGCAGCGACAGAGGUCGCGGCCGCGGUCGUGGUGGGGACCGAGGUGGCUUUGGAGGCAGGGGACGACGCUCCGAAUUCUCUUCUGCUGGGCCUAACGAGGAUACGACGAUCACGACUAUUGUCGUUGAGCAGAUCCCUGAUGAUAAGAUGGACGAAGCCACGAUCCGAGAGUUCUUUUCACAAUAUGGCGAGAUCACUGAAGUCACUCUGCAACCACACCGGCGACUGGCCUUGAUUACCUACGAUAACCACGCAGCUGCUAAACGGGCAUGGUCUAGUCCCAAGGUGAUCUUUGACAACCGAUUCGUCAAAGUCUACUGGCAUAAGCCCAAGGGUGAUCGGAAUGGUGACCAUCGGUCUCCUGCCGGCGACGCCAUGAACGAGGGUCCAGCCUUCAACCGCGAAGAGUUUGAGAGACAGCAAGAGGAAGCUCAACGGGCGCACGAGGAGAAAUUGAAGAAGCGCAAGGAGACUGAGGAAGCAAAACAAGCCCUCGAGCGACAGCGCGACGAGCUCCUUAAGAAGCAGCAGGAAGAGAAGCUUCGUCUGAUGCAAAAGCUUGGCGCGAAAGAAGGCGGUGAUGGCAGCGCCUCUCCGGCCGACGAAGCGGGUGUGUCACAGGAGAAUGCCAGUGACCAGACCCAGCAGCUUCGUGCACAACUGGCCGCUCUUGAAGCCGAAGCGAAGAGUCUUGGUAUCGACCCCAACGGUGCUGGUGCGAGCGCACCAUACUCCUACCGCGGUCGCGGAAGAGGCUUCGGUGCUCGUGGUGGAUUCCCGCCCCGGGGCCGUGGUUACGACCCGUCCUUCCGCGGUGGAUAUCGUGGUCGUGGCGGCGCUGCUCGCGGCAGAGGUGGUGUUCUACGUCUCGACAACCGACCCCGUAGGGUGGCUGUCUCCGGUGUGGAGGCCAACUCUGAGAAGGACGAGGCCUUGAGACAAUACCUCAUUGGCGUCGGCGAAUACGAAUCCAUCGAGCCCAACCCAGACCAACCCGACUCAGUCAUCGUAGCCUUCAAGGAACGCUACCUAGCCGAGAAGUUCAUGUUUGGAACCCGAGACAUCCCCUCGGUAGGCCAAGUCCAGCUCACUUGGGUCCCUAACCCCCCUAUCACCCUCCCCGCCAGCGGCGCAACAUCCGGCCCUGGCUCGGAUACCAACAAGACAGGGUCAGACGAGGACACGGUAAUGGACAACGCAACGGGGCCAUCCAUGUUACCGGAACAGAGCGGAGCACGCAAGGACGGCCCGCACGACGUGGACUACGAUGUGGCAGAGGUGGAUGACAGUUGGGGAGUGGAGUAG